AUGCCAGGUACCUUCCAAGAAGAUGCAGAGAGGCCCCCGGGCGAAUCAUGUGGUUCUGAAAGUUCGAAUACCGGCUCCUUCGUCGCGCAAGUUGCUACCCGUUUCAACAGGUCAAUCGCGCCGCUUAACAUGGACGACGACACCAAACUCUCCGCUGAGAAACCACAUCCCUUCUCCUUCAGAUUCGCCACGGCCGUCGACAUCAAGAAGACAUGGGAAGAGAUUGAAGUGAAGAAGACUCGUCUGCAAGGUUUCGACGCAUUGCAAAUCAUGUCGGACCUUAGCUUGUUGGAACACGCCCAUAUUUCCAAGGAAGCAAUACUGUCGUGUCCCAUUAUGGACCAAGUACGUGAUCUUCAGAUCCAUCCCAAUGAAAAAAUUGCUGCAAAGGCCUCUGUGGUACUCCCGCGACUAGAAUCCAUCAUCUCACCAAAACAAGAUCCUCAGCCUGAGCCCACUUCCAACGAGGGUUUUUGGGAGAAAAUGAUUCGACAUUCGGGUCCGAGUAUUUCUACAUCACAGAAUAUAUUCGAUACGCCUACGCUGUUUCGCGGCGGCAGCGUACUUGCUCCAAAAGCCAUGGAACAAAGAUCCUCUGUGAAGAGCACGAUCCCCGACAAGGAUGCCACAUCUGGUCUGUUUGGAAAGACAGCGUCUGAUGUCUCGAAGCCUUCGGAUACAAAAACUCCCCUAGACGUGUGGGCAAAAGCCGAUAUCAACACAUACGAGGACCUUGUCGAAUACCUCAACACUUCCAUUGAACUGGACGAGCGGGACAUACCGCUCUGGCGAGAUGACCUGGGUCGUCUAUGGAAAGAGGUUACGUCAGUCAUCAAUGAGCUUUACAGCAACGGAAGCAAAGAUGGAAAGUCACUUGAUAAACAUCAGCGCAACAAAGAGCAAUCGGGAAGCACAUUAGUUGGAUCAAUGUGUGUCACGCUACGGAAGCUUCUCGCCGUCGAUGAACAAAACAUCGCCAAACAGCAAACUCGUAUGGAUGAGAUAAAAGGGGGUAUGCAAGCAAUGAAAGCGAAGCUUGUAUCUACCGAGGAGAGCCUAAAGAAUUAUUCAAUAAAGCUCUCCACUAUCGGAGAGCAGCUCAAAAAAGCCGAAAAGCUACUCAAGGAAUUGGAAGAAGAAAAUAUCGAAUUGAAGAAAAGGGAGAAAGACAUAGACCGGAUUAUGGAAGAGCACGCAGCUUCGUUGAAGGAGGAAAAUCAAGAUCUCAGCUUAACCAAGCUUACCCUGGGCAAGAAGUGCGAAGACCUCAAGGUGGAAGUGGAGAGUCUGAAAAGCUACGAGCAAGGUUAUAUACAAAUCAAGCAGCAACUGGAGGAGCUUCAGACAUCGUAUAACGAUGUUGUCGCCGAGCACGACGAUCUACAACAACGUUUAAAUGACGUGGAAACUGCCGGAACGGACGAGCCGAGGCCUGAGCCAAAGCCUGAGCCGAAGCCCAGCUCUUCUACGUCGACGUCUGCUGCACCGCGUCGGGAUAACCAAAAUCACACGGCUGACACGGAUCGUCUCGACCUUGUGGUAAAUUUCUGGGAAAAGGCCCUCAAAGAAAAGCUUGCAUCGAAUGACAAGACCAAGACACAGAUUUCAGUUCUUGACGCCGAAAUCGAGAAAGCUCAACAGGCUUUGAGUCUUCGUCUUGCACCGACAACACCUGCACCGACGGCACCUGCACUGGCGACAUCUAUUGCACCGACGGCGCUUGAUGUACCGCCAACGCCAAUUUUUUAUAAAAGAGGACUUCUCGAGACCGUUGGGCGGGUGUAG
Molecule: messenger RNA, 1785 nt
Organism: Pyrenophora tritici-repentis Pt-1C-BFP
Lineage: Eukaryota; Fungi; Ascomycota; Dothideomycetes; Pleosporales; Pleosporaceae
Source: RefSeq, a predicted model, not a curated record